Molecule: messenger RNA, 1545 nt
Organism: Aureobasidium namibiae CBS 147.97
Lineage: Eukaryota; Fungi; Ascomycota; Dothideomycetes; Dothideales; Saccotheciaceae
Product: general substrate transporter
Exons: 5
Coding region: 1-1545 (514 amino acids)
Biological process (GO): transmembrane transport; carbohydrate transport
Cellular component (GO): membrane
Molecular function (GO): carbohydrate:proton symporter activity
Source: RefSeq, a predicted model, not a curated record
AUGGCAGGCAUCAAACUUCAAGGCCCCAGAUUGCACUUGCUUGUCGCAGCAGUUGGCGCUCUCGCUUUUUUGUUGCAGGGCUACGAUCAAGCAGUGAUUAAUGGACUGUUGAGUCUAUCGACGUGGGAGAAGACCUUUCCUCAAAUCAAUACUUCAGACAACAAGUCACACGAACGAUCACUCAUACAGGGCACAGCAGUUGCAAUUUAUGAAGUCGGUUGUGCGAUAGGAGCUCUGUCAUGCUUCAUCAUCGGCGACAUUCUAGGCAGGCGGAAGACCAUCUUUGGCGCAUCAUGCUUCGUCAUAAUCGGCGUCACAAUUCAAGCUUCAUCUUUCAGUCUUGGACAGCUCAUUGCAGCACGCAUCGUCACAGGUCUUGGUGUGGGAGCUUUUACAGCAACUGUUCCUAUGUGGGUGACCGAAUGCUCAAAUGCUCACAAUAGAGGCAAGAUGGUGAUGCUCGAGGGCAUGUUUGCUAUCGGUGGUGUCGCGCUUGCGGUCUGGCUUGACUUCGGCUUCUUCUUCCUUAAGAACGACUCUGCCAACUGGAGAUUUCCAAUCGCUUUCCAGGCAGUGUUUGCGCUUGGUAUUGCUUCGCUUAUAUUCAUGUUACCAGAAUCGCCUCGAUGGUACAUCAAGAAGGAGAACUACGAUGCUGCACUCUACUCGCUUUCUCGACUUAACGGGUUGCCACAAGAUUCAUCAUUGCUUCGACAAGAAGUCGAAGUCAUUCGCAAUUCAAUCUCGCAAGAAUUUGUGGGAGCUUCUGGCAAUCCUUUCGCACGAACACCCAAUCGCCAUCUAAAUCGUACUUUGAUUGCACUCGGUGUCAACAUGUUCGCUCAGAUGACAGGCGUCAACAUUAUCACCUUCUACUCGAAUGAGAUCUUCCAACAGAUCUUGGGUUACAACGGUACAACAUCGCGCGUCAUCUCCGGAUGUCUGCAGAUCUGGCAGUUCUGUAUGGCAACAUUGGCUGUCUUUUUGGUCGACCGACUUGGACGUCGUAAAUUGCUGAUGAUCGGAGCUGCUGGUAUGACUAUUGCUCAGGCUGGUCAGGCUGCACUCAUCAAAUAUUCCCACGACAGCAAAAGCGUAGCUGGUGCAACACUGCUCUUCGACUUCAUGGCUCUAGCGUUCUUCCCCAUUGGACUGUUUCUGAUACCUUUCAUGUAUUCCGCAGAGAUCGCGCCACUCAGGAUUCGGCACAAGAUCACGGCCAUGUCAGCGGCAACGAACUGGCUUUUCAACUUUUUGAUCGCAGAAGUCACGCCUAUUGGGUUUAGAACUAUCGGUUGGAAAUACUACCUUUGCUACAUGUGUACCAGCGCCACGGCAUUCCUUUUUGUGUAUUUCUUUUGUCCUGAAACAAAAGGACGCGGACUCGAAGAUGUGGAUGAGUUCUUCAUGAGGUCGGACAAUGCUUUGCAAGUUGUGCGCGUUGCGAGGGAGCUUCCAUGGGACGCUGGGAUGUCAAGUAUUAUCGAGGCAAAGGUUGACAAGGCUGAGCACGUCGAAGCGUCCAGACGUCGAUCGAACGCAUGA